Messenger RNA from Chenopodium quinoa (quinoa), 1222 nucleotides. RefSeq names its product putative expansin-B2. The transcript has 4 exons. The coding region runs from base 91 to 903 and encodes 270 amino acids. Gene Ontology annotation, biological process: sexual reproduction. Lineage: Eukaryota; Viridiplantae; Streptophyta; Magnoliopsida; Caryophyllales; Amaranthaceae. The record is from RefSeq and is a predicted model, not a curated record. Gene Ontology annotation, cellular component: extracellular region.
GUUUAGUAUUACUAUCAAAUAUAGUAUAUACUACAUUGUUCCUCUUAUACUAAUUAAUUAGCCAAGUAAUUAAUUAAACUCAUAAUAAUAAUGGCUCUUCUUUCUCAUUACCUCUUUUCUUUAGUGUUUGUUUUGGAUUUUGCUCUUCUUUUUAAUAGUUGUCUUUGUUUCAACCCUAAACUUUUGAAUGUGUCCAAAUAUUAUCAUGACUCUUAUUCCAAUUGGUACCCUGCUGGUGCUACUUGGUAUGGAAGUCCUGAUGGCGCCGGAAGCGAUGGUGGAGCGUGUGGAUAUACAAAUACGGUGGAUAAACCUCCGUAUUCUGGCAUGGUUACAGCAGCUGGAUCCUCAUUAUAUAACUUUGGUGACGGAUGUGGAGUUUGCUACGAGGUAAAAUGUACGGAAAAUGAAGCAUGUUCGAGAAAACCAGUGACAGUGACGAUAACAGAUGAAUGUCCAGGUUGCCCUUCGGACGAACCUCAUUUCGAUUUAAGUGGAACAGCUUUUGGAGCCAUGGCUAAGCCUGGCCAAGCUGAAAAACUACGAGAUGCUGGCGUGCUUCACAUCCAAUACCAAAAGGUAAAAUGUAACUAUCGAGGAGUAACCGUGGAGGUAAGAGUGGAUCCGGGUUCGAACCCGUACUACUUUGCAUCAACAAUUGAGUAUACGGAUGGUUUGGGAAUAGAAAGUGUGAAAUUGAAGGAGCAAUCUGGUGAAUGGAUCUCCUUGAAACAAUCGUGGGGUGCAGUUUGGGAGCUGAAUGCAGACAAUGGUCUUGAUCCUCCUCUGUCUUUGGAAUUAAUUGAAGCUCAAUCUGGAGACACUCUUACCUUAAACAAUGUCAUCCCUAGGGGCUGGAACCCGGGCCAAACUUACCGUUCUCAUGUUAAUUUCAAUAACUAAUACAAAGUCAUUAGGAGACUAUUCGCAUCAUGGUUACAUUUAACUUGUCUAUAUAUGACGAGACUUGUCAUUUAUGAUAUAUAGUGGUGUGUGUAUUGUAUGUUGGUUGGAUGUAGGUUGUGGAAUGCAAAUUGUUCCCCCCAUCCCCUAUAAUCUUGAAAAUAAAUUUUUACUUUUGUUUACACUUUUUUCGUGUGCUUUACUUCCAGUAUCAUUUUGUCUAAAAGAGAGUGUGUCAUUUUCAAAGUGUUAUAAGAAAGACAAAUAUAGUUUCUUUUAUGUACUUAAUCUUAUUAGCAACAAUUUAUAUGUAGCUACA